GAAACAGAAAAGUGUUGUUAUGCUAAUGAUGUGUCAUCAACACACUUGGGUGGAAGCUGCGGAUUAUGGGCCAAAUGAAGCCAGCGGACAGUUAUUAAUUUUUGUCUAAAGGGUUGUGCGAGUUAAAUGUGAAGCAUUGCGCAGUGAACAGAUUGUCAAAAAAAAAAGUUACAAUCGGAGCCGGAAGUGGACAAAAGCAGCGCUGGUCUUCUGGACUGUUAGCAGGGAAGCUAACUGACUCUCUUCCUCGACUUCUUCUCGGUUCCUGACAGGACGGGGGAGGGAUGUCCUGCAGCCUGUACGAGUUUUGUCGGCUCCAAGAGCUCAAAACAGUCCGGGACUACUUGUUCCAGAACCAGGGCAAAGAGUCGGCCGAGGAGAAGAAUCAAACAGCAGAAAACGAGCUUUCCUGGGAUACGUCUGACUGGGAAUCGGGAUGGGAUAAUGGCGAUAACAAGGAGGAGGAAUCUGCUUCAUCCGCAAAGGCGGAGGAGGAGCCGUCAGGGCAGAGCCCACCCUGGCUCCAGGACUGCACCGUGUCCUUGUCGCCCUGCGCCGACCUGCUGGUUGUGGCUCGAGAACAGAAAGCGGCCUUCCUCUCAGCAAAGUGGCGCACGGAUGACGGCGGCAGAGAGGAGAUGACCCUGGCUGUGUCCUGGAGUGGAGCGCUCUGCACAGAGGAAGGAGAAAGGGUCAGCAGUGUCAUUGCGAUCCCCCUGGCCAGCCAGAAGAGGAGUUCCACCGGGCGGCCCGACUGGACGUGCGUAGUCGUCGGCUUCACCUCCGGUUAUGUCCGCUUCUACACAGAGAGCGGGGUCCUGCUCCUGGCCCAGCUGCUGCACGUGGACCCGGUCCUGAGGCUCAAAUGUCGCACCUACGAGAUCCCUCGUCACCCUGGAGUCACUGAGCAGCACGAGGAGCUCAGCAUCCUUUACCCGGCUGCUCUGGUCACCAUCGACGGCUUCAGCCUCUUUCAGUCGCUGCGUGCCUGCAGGAACCAGGUGGCAAGAGCUGCAGCAGCAGGCAGCGACGUGGUCCCGCCUCCUCCCCUGGCGUACAAGAAGUGGGGUCUGCAGGAGAUGGACACCAUCGUGGACCACAGCAGCGUGGGCGUGAUGACGCUGUGUGUGUUUGACCAAAUGAAGAACGCGUCCAUCCUGGGGGGGUUCAACGCAUCAGUCAAGGGGAGCCCCCCCGCCAUGAGCCAGUUUGUGACUGUAGGAUCUGGGCCUUACACAGGAUUUUACUACGCAGUGGAGGGAAACUCUCAGCCUCUCCUGUCCCACGUGGCUCUGGCCGUGGCCAGCAAACUCACCUCGGCCCUCUUCAACGCCGCAAGUGGGUGGUUAGGCUGGAACAAGAACAAGAACGAAGAGGAAGCGGCUCAGAAACAGAAGCCUAAGGUGGAGCCUGCGACCCCCUUAGGGAUCAGAUUCGGUCUGCCAGAUUCCCGGCGCCACGGCGAGUCCAUCUGCCUGUCGCCUUGCAACACGCUCGCAGGAGUGACGGACGACUUUGGUCGAGUGGCGCUGCUGGACCUGAUGAGGGGCGUCACCAUCCGCAUGUGGAAAGGUUACCGAGACGCCCAGCUGGGUUGGCUGCAGGUUCAGGAGGAACGCGGGGAUCGGGAAUUCUCCCCCUCUGCCUCCCUCCCCAGGCGUCACGCUCUCUUCCUCAUCAUCUACGCCCCCCGCAGGGGGAUCCUGGAGGUGUGGGCCAUGCAGCGGGGCCCCCGGGUCGGAGCGUUCACUGUAGGCAAACACUGCAGGCUGCUUUAUGCCGGCUACCAUCUGAUGGGAGUGAACAGUGUGACCAGUCAGGGCUGGCAACUCCACACGCAGCAGGUGUGUCUUCUGGAUCCCACCGCAGGAGCUCUGAGGACCAUCAACAUCCCCUUCCAUCUGGCCCUCAGUGAUAAGAAGAACGAGCGGGCCAGAGACAUGCACCUGCUGAAGAGACUGAGCGCCGUGCUGAAGAGCAGAGACGUGGAUCCUGAGACUCUGGAGAGAGAAGCGAAAGGCGCCCUGUUGGAGAUUAAACACCCGGCCAUUAAGAAGCAGGCUUUGGAGUCUCUGCUUUCAAACAGGAGCGCUCCGGUUUCUUGUCUUACUAACGUCACCAGUGCCUUACACGACGCUUUGCAGCAACAAGACGCAGAGGAGGUGGAGGCGUCGUUACUCCAGCUCUGCUCCUCUCGGUUGAAGCUGCUUCAGCUCUACGCCGACAUCCAGCAGCUGCGCUCUGACGCAAACACUGAAGGCUGCUCCGGAAACCAGGAUUCCCUGGAAGGCGUAGAGGAGGAGUUGGCGCGCGUCGGGCCCACCUUGCAACGCUACGCACGGCUCUGCUCCAAACCCUCGGUCUCUUUUGCCCAGGACUCUCCCGACACGCCGCUGUCCGCUCAGGCCUUCCUCACCCAGCUGGAGUGUGCGGAGGACGGAGAGGUGAAGGUGAAUCGCAGCUCGGAGGCUGAGUGGAACCAGCUAGGGAAUUUUCUGUUUUGGGGGUGUUUAUGUGGUCAAAGUCCCACCCAUAAAGUCUGUGACACCCUACAGCUGGCUGGCCUCCGCCCACAGCAGCUACUGUCUUUGGUAAUGAGUGUGUGGCUGCAAAGGGAGAAGGAGGUGCUUCAGAGGCCAGUGGAAACCGUCAGAAACCUGCACACGCUGCUCAUCGCACUUAGCAACAUGGACGGGGCUGUCGACGAGUCAUGGGAUCCACAGUCUGUCUCCCCCUGGUGGCAGCAGGUUAGACUCACAUGCAUCCAAUCGCACAACGCCGCUGCUGCCUUGCUAGCCGCCUUGGUCGCUCACAGCGCCACCAAGACGAGCAUCACCAGCAGAGCUGACAGCAAGCUGCAUUCAGAGUGGGAGGCGGUGUCCCUGGAGCUGGAGCAGUGGGUGGUGUGCGUCCGUCAGCUGGAGGACGUGCUGGUCCUGCAGACUCUUCUGUUGGUGCCUUCUCCUCAGGGAGCAACGGGGGGCGCUGUAGUCCAGUGCUCCAUCAAAACGCUGCUGGAGGGAGGCACAGGUGGUAUUGCAGACAGCGUUUCCAAGUGGGUGUUCAGGCAGAGCAUGGCGCCGGAGCGACUGAAGGAAAUUCUCCAGAGGAAAGAAACCGGCGACAAAAAGGAGCAGAAAGAGGUUGGAGAUGAAGCCGGAGAGAAGGAGAAGAGUCAGGAGGAGGCAGACGAGACAGCAGAGCUGUUGUUGGCAGUUUGUCAGCGGUUCCCAGAUUCUUUAUCCCCAGACUUGCUCUUCGCCCACUGCAGCUGGGAAUAUGUGGUGCAGUGGAACAAAGACCCAGAGGAGCCCCGAUAUUUAUAUAGCGCUAUGGAGCACUUAAAGGUCAUCUCCAGUCCUCACAUCCAACUAGGCAUUUCCACAAUGAUGUGGAGCACCUUCAUCGUCAAGCGCUUCUCAGCAGCUGCUUUCCUCAUGGAGAAGGUGGGGAAAGCGCCGAAAGAUCGCUUAUGCCGACGGGAUGUCGGGAUGGGAGACAAAGCCAUGACGUCUUUCCUGGGCUGCUGCGUCCAGCUGCUGCAGAUCCUCAUGGAGGUGACUGGAUUAUUGGUUAAGAAUCAGAGCUCUUUGUCUUUUAUACCUUUCUAUGCGGACUCCGCCAUGGAGGAGGUUCCUGCCCCGGAGCUGUCCGUGGAGGAGGCGUGGAGCGGAGCCGAGGGCCCGGCGUCCAUAGCUGAGCUAGCUCUGGAGCAGAGGGGCGUUCACUACCCUCUGGUCCAGCACCACUGGCUGUUGGCGUCGCUCAUGCACGCCGCCAUGAGCUUCAGCGUGAAAGUCAAACCGCUCGGCCUGUUCGACAGCAAGGGUAAGAAUGCUUUCUUCAGAGAUCUGACCACCAUCCAGCUGAUGCCCAGUGGAGACAUGGACCCUGGCUUGAUCUCAGUACGACAAGAGUUCCUCCUCCGGGUGCUGACCGGAUGGGUGCAGGCGAUAGACGACCCGUCCUGCCCGGCCUCGGCGCCGCUGCCCUCCGACGGACCCAAAGCCGACUGGUGGCCCUCCCUGUGCAUAGACCUCGGUUCCCUGCUGCAGGUCAAUCCAGACAUCCUGCGUCGACACCUCGUCUGUGAGCUCUACAACCAGGGCCUCGACCCCCGAGCUGAAGAGGCCAUGCUGCAGGUAGAAGACAAGGAUGUUCUGGGCUCCCAGCUCUUGGUGCUGACCGGUCAGAGGCUCAGCUACUCCCUGCUUCACAACCAGAACCAGACGCACGCUGCCAUGGAGCUGCUGGCCCGCCUGCCUCCAACCCUCUGCACAUGGUUAAAAGCAAUGGAUCCCAGCGAGCUGAGAUGCCCCCUGGUGUCCCUGACCGAGACCAGCCGACUGGUUAGCCGUCUGACUGAAAUGCUGCCGGAAAAUCACGCCCAGUACAGCCUGGCCCUGCACCUCCUGGAAGCUGUGGACGUCCUCUCUCUAUCCGCGGGAGAUUGAUUGUUCUUCGCUAACUCUGCACUAACCCCCCCACCCCCGCUGCUGAGCAUUAGAAAGACCGUUUCAUCAUUCAAAUCACGUCAGUUCUGAUUCAAGUCCAGUGUUAAAUAAAGUGGGUUUUAACUUUUUUUUUUUUUGUUUUAUCAGCCCAUCAGAUUUUUGCGCAUGUAACAUAAGUGGUAUUAAAUAUCUGUGUGUUGUGUUUUCAGGAUGAGUCGUGUUGAGGAAAGGGGCGUGUUUAUUUUUACAAUCUCUUGUUUUCACUAAAGUCAUGCUGUCCUCCAGAGUCACACCGGUCCUUUCUGCUUUCGCACAGGCAAGACAUGUAUCAUAAACAAAGAGAUGGAUGUUAUUUUUUAUUUAUAUAUGCAGACAGUUCUGUAUUAACUGCAUCUGUGCAUCUGAUAUUCUGUAACUUUGAGCUCUGGCAGGGCGCUGAUGCAGAAUAAAGAGAUUUCUCAAA
This is a messenger RNA of Fundulus heteroclitus (mummichog), 4917 nucleotides long. RefSeq names its product RAB3 GTPase activating protein subunit 2 (non-catalytic) (gene rab3gap2). NCBI's taxonomy places the organism in Eukaryota, Metazoa, Chordata, Actinopteri, Cyprinodontiformes, Fundulidae. Gene Ontology annotation, biological process: regulation of GTPase activity. The transcript has 35 exons. Bases 285 to 4454 code for a protein of 1389 amino acids. The record is from RefSeq and is a predicted model, not a curated record.